Messenger RNA from Cydia amplana, 1797 nucleotides. RefSeq names its product ubiquitin carboxyl-terminal hydrolase 3-like. NCBI's taxonomy places the organism in Eukaryota, Metazoa, Arthropoda, Insecta, Lepidoptera, Tortricidae. Gene Ontology annotation, molecular function: cysteine-type deubiquitinase activity; zinc ion binding. Gene Ontology annotation, biological process: protein deubiquitination. Gene Ontology annotation, cellular component: cytoplasm. The coding region runs from base 163 to 1797 and encodes 544 amino acids. The record is from RefSeq and is a predicted model, not a curated record. The transcript is spliced from 11 exons.
AUUUUAAUUGUUGUGUUUGCUUUUGCUCCCUCCCUAGCUCGAUCUCAUUCGUUUUCGUUUUGUGAGCUCGAGAGAGUUUUGAUAGAAAUCUAUUUCAUUUCCAUGAGUUCUAAAUUAAGCUUAUAUUAUUUUUAUUCGGUUAGAUCACACCUAUUAUGAAGAAUGGAAUGUAUCCAUUUGUUAGAUAACGUCAAGGUGGACAGCGACCUCAUCACAGAAGACACCUCAGUCACAAAGAACUGGGAUUGUUCAGAAUGUGCAGCAAAGGAUCAGAAUUGGUUGUGCCUACAGUGCGGGGUGGUGAAUUGUGGCCGGUAUGUGAAUGGGCAUGCGAAGCUACAUGCCGAGACUUCAGGCCAUCAGCUGUGCAUGAAUUGUGAUGUGUUCUCGGUUUAUUGCUACAAAUGUGAUGACUAUGUAUCAAACGACACAGAAACACAAUCAAUAGACAAAAUAAGGCAAAGUAUUAUGCAAAUAAGGAAUGUGACGGACACAAAUAGUAAUUUAGGUAACGAGGAAAACAGUAAAGAUGGCAGCGAGCCAAACAGUUGUUCAUCCACCUCCUCGCAGGAGCCGUCUUCUAGCAAGGAAACCAAGGGUGCCGACACAACAGAAGCACAGGAGAGCGUAGAUACGGACAAACGGACUAAAAAUACUAAGACACCAGAUGAAACAGUCCGAAGCCUAAGACCGCGGUCCCGUAAACGGUCUCACUCGGGCGACAGCAGCUCGGCGGAGAACGGCACUAAGAGCAAGGACAAGAAAGGGUCGCCCUGCAACGGAAAGACUCAGAGGGAGAAAAAAGUCGUAGGAUUAAAAAAUUUAGGUAACACAUGUUUCAUGAACGCGGUGCUCCAGAGCCUGAGCAACAUCCAGGAGUUCAGCUGCUACUUCAGCAGCCUGCCCGCCCUGGAGCCGAAGACCAACGGCCGCAAGGUGUACCACUCGCGCAGCUACACCCGCCAGGAGAUGACGGACGUGGUGAUGGCCGAGGAGUUGCGGAAGGUGCUGAUAAACCUGAACAGCGGGUGCGGCGGCAAGGGCGCCAUAUCCCCGGAGUGCCUGUUCCUGGUGAUAUGGAAGGUGGUGCCACGUUUCCGCGGCUACCAACAGCAGGAUGCUCACGAGUUCCUGAGAUAUAUGCUCGACAGAUUGCACACGGAGCUGCUGCAGCUGCUGCCGCCGGCGCGCGCGGAGACGGGGCUGCCGGCCGCUUCCAUCGUCACCGCGGUGUUCGGCGGCACCCUGCAGAGCGAGGUCCGCUGCUUGGCUUGUGGUGCAGAGAGCAAGAAGCUAGACCCGUUCCUGGACCUGUCGCUUGAGCUUCCCGACGCGGCCGCGCCCGUGCCGCUGCUCGACUGCCUCGCCAGCUUCGUCCAGGUGGAAGAGCUAGCGGACACGGAGCGUUAUUUCUGUAGCAGUUGCGGCAGCAAGCAGAAAUCCACCAAGCAGUUCCGAGUGCGGCGUCUACCGCAAGUGCUCUGUCUACACCUCAAGCGGUUUCGCUGGCACAACUACUUUAGGACGAAGGUGGACACGGGUAUCUCGUUCCCGCUGCGCGCGCUGGACAUGUCCCGGUUCGUGCUGGAGCGGCGCCGCGCCAUGCUGUACGACCUCGCCGCCGUCAUCGUGCACCACGGCUCCGGCGCGGGUUCGGGCCACUACACGGCGUUCGCGCACAACUCCGGGCAGUGGUUCCACUUCAACGACCAGACGGUCCGCGCGGCCGCCGCGGCCGCCGUGCAGGCCUGCAAGCCCUACAUCCUGUUCUACAUCCGCCGCGACCAGCUCUCCUGA